Cyclocybe aegerita is the source of this 1692-nucleotide messenger RNA. The record is from the annotation of a GenBank genome assembly. Lineage: Eukaryota; Fungi; Basidiomycota; Agaricomycetes; Agaricales; Hemipholiotaceae.
AUGGGAGACGUCGACUAUAAAGCUCUGUACACGCAGAGACCACCACCGUUCGGGGAAGAGCUGAAGGCCUACUUCGCACUUGACCCGGAGUAUAUCAACCUGAACAGCGGAUCGUAUGGGACGACUCCGAAGCCCGUCCUUCAGGCUGCAUACGAGUUGACGAAGAAGAUAGAGGCGAACCCUGAUCUCUUCCAUCGAUUCACGUACCAGCCCAUGCUUAUCGACGUGCGUAAGCGGAUCGCGAGGCUCAUAGGUGCGAAGACGGAUGAGGUUGUGCUCGUGACGAACGCGUCGCUCGGUCUCAACAUCGUUCUCCGAAAUUUCGACUGGGAAGAAGGGGAUGCUAUUUUCGCAUUCACGACUACGUACAACUCCAUCUCUCGCACGGCCCAAAGCAUCGGCGACGUCCCACCCCACCCAACCGUCCACACCAUCCCGCUUAAUUUUCCAACUACGCACGAGGAGAUUGCGUCCUCAUUCAAAGAAUUCCUGCGGGCUCACCGAGUUGCCCCAAACAAGAAGCGCGUCGCCAUCAUCGAUAGCAUCGUUUCCAACCCUGGCGUUCUUCUACCGUGGCAGGAGAUGGUCAAGAUCGCAAAGGAGGAGCGUGUGUGGAGCGUCGUGGACGCCGCGCAUUCGAUAGGACAGGAGGUAGGAAUCAACCUCACAGAAUCGGCACCGGACUUUUGGAUCUCGAACAACCACAAAUGGCUUUCGGCGAAACGCUCGUCUGCCGUUCUCUACGUACCUGGACGGAACCAGCACAUUGUCACCACAUCCAUACCAACCAGCUACGCCUACGUCUCCCCCAAGGACCGAACGGAGCCAAACUUCGUCCCUCAGUACGAGUGGAACGGGACUAUCGACUGGAGUUCCCACUUAACAGUUGCAGAUGCUCUGGAUUUCCGGACUUGGCUCGGCGGCGAAGCAAAGAUAAACGCCUACUGCCACAAUCUCGCACUCAAUGGCGGCAAAAUUCUCGCUGAGAUAUUGGAUACACGGGUCAUGGACCCUGACGGAGACUUGACACUCAACAUGAUAAACGUCGAGCUGCCUCUCCCACCCGUCACCACCAUCGACGAAUACAAUAGGAUCGAUGUCUUCCUCAAAGAGAGGCUCUUGACGAAGUAUAAAGCGUACUCGGCCCAUUUCUUCCAUAAUGAGAAGUGGUGGACGCGGUGCAGUGCCCAGGUGUUCAACACGAUCGAAGAUUUCGAGAAGAUUGGUCGUAUCUGGGUCAAGGCUUGUGAGGAAGUCAAGAACGGACUGCACUUGAAAUACAUGUCCGUCAUAUCGAUCCACAGCGCUGGAGAGAUCCAAGUGCAGAUCGACGAGAAUUGCCGGCGCCUCUGCUACCGCCGGGCCAACUCCGUCUCCUCAUCCCCGCGCCAAACCCCCCGUCCCGCAACGCACGCCCCCAUCCUCGCACUCUACGCACAAGAUCCCACCCGCGCCACACGCGCCUUCACCGCGCUCCACCGCACCGACCCUGCCGAGGCCGGUGCGCUGCUCGGUGCGCUGUUCCUCGCGGGCGACGACAGCCGCCGCGUAGGGCGUUUUCUGCUACAGAGCGGGGGUCUGUUCGCCCAGGGUGACCGUGGGAUGGUAGAUGUGCUCGAGCGGGCGAUGAGGUGGUGUCUUGGGAGGUCGCAGGAGCCCCGGCCUGCGUAUCUGGGGUUUUCGUCUGUGUAG